CCAGCGGCUGGGUACCACCGGCGCUGCUGCCCUAGGCGCGGACCGCGGCUGGCGCGGGGCUCCUGGGGCUCGUCCGGGGCCGCGCCGCCCUGCGCCUCCCCGCCGGGACCGCUGGCGCCCGCACCGCAGCCCGGAGCGGCCUCCCGCGGGGCAGGCGUGGGCGUUCGCCGCCGACAGCCCGCAGCGGGUUGCGGCCAGCGCGGUGCCGGGUGCCUCGGCCUGGCGGUGCUGCAGGAGGCCUGGUUGCGUCACCGCCGGCCCUCCGCCAGCUCGGCGUGAUUCUUGGGCCCGGCUAGAGGCAUUGUCCAGAUGUGAACCAAGAUUUGGCCUUUUCACCCAGAGAAAAAGGAAAGGCUCAUGGGCACACAGUGCUGGGAUCGUGGGCACACAGGGUGUCCCCUCAACAGAUACCAACCCCAUCCAUUUCAAGGCUAUGAGCACAGCAAGCCCAGACUCCAAUGGCCAGGCCCAAGAUCUUAUCCAAAUAGUUUCCAGGUCCAGCAAAUAGAGUUUCUCAAGGGGCUGCUCCCUGCAGCACCCCUAACUGGAAGACAGGCGCCGUCACUGUCACCAUUUGUCCCUGGACUUGGGCCGAGGUUUCCAGGACCACCUUCCAGAAGCAGGGAACUGGGGACCUCAGGUAUCCUCAGGGGCGUGCCUCCCAGAAGUCAGGUGCUCCAGAGGGAGUCCCCGUGUCUUUCCCCACGCAGCAGGACUGUACCGUGGAGAGGUGUCGACUGGCUCUCCUCACAUUUCCAGGAACUAGGCAUCAGCCAGGGCAAGGAGGAGAGAGUCUUAGAGCUCUUGCGGGGGCUCGGAGAAGGGAAGGCUGCCACAGCCCAUGACCUGGCUGCAAAGUUCAGAGUCCCGAAGAGGGAAAUCAAUCGAGUUUUAUAUUCUCUGGCAAAGAAGGGUCAGCUGCAUCGGGAGGCAGGAACACCCCCUCUGUGGAGAAUCGCCACGCAGGCUGGGAACCGGCACAGCCAAGUAGCCAGUGUAGACGCUCGUCGACAGGAAGCUCCAGACUCAGAGCCCAGCUUGGAGACUGAAGACAGAAGCUUCAAGUCUGCCUCAGAAGCUCCUCCUGAGCCUUUUGACAUGGCUGAGCUCAAGGAGAAAGUUUGCGACUACCUGUUUAACGUGUGCAGCUCCUCUGCCCUGAACUUGGCUAAAAAUAUUGGCCUCACCAGGGCCCGAGACGUAAAUGCCGUGCUGAUUGACCUGGAAAGGCAGGGUGAUGUCUACAGGCAAGGGACAACGCCCCCCAUAUGGUAUCUGACUGAUAAGAAGCGAGAGCGGAUACAAAUGAAGAGAAAUGCAGACCUCGGCCCCGAGACCAUCCCAGCUGCUGUGCCUGAGACCAAAGGAGAUGCUGUGGCCUCCCAUCACGUAGCUGCGCCAGCCGCCUCGGACGGUGUGGCAGCCGUAGAAGUGCAGAAUGGGCAGGAACCUGUGAUAAAGCUGGAGAACAGGCAGGAGGCUGUGCCAGAGCCAGUAAAACCAAAGCCGCCUGCCCAUGACAAUGGCCCCUCAAAAACAGGGUAUGUUGACUUUGAAAAUGGCCAGUGGGCCACAGACGACAUCCCAGAUGACUUGAAUAGUAUCCACGCGGCACCAGGUGAGUUUCGAGCCAUCAUGGAGAUGCCCUCCUUCUACAGCCACGGCUGGCCACGGUGCUCACCCUACAAGAAACUGACAGAGUGCCAGCUGAAGAACCCCAUCAGCGGGCUGCUAGAGUAUGCUCAGUUCGCUAGUCAGACCUGUGAGUUCAACCUGCUAGAGCAGAGCGGACCGCCCCAUGAGCCUCGAUUUAAAUUCCAAGUCAUCAUUGGUGGCCGAGAGUUCCCCCCAGCUGAAGCUGGCAGCAAGAAGGUAGCCAAGCAGGAUGCAGCCCUCAAAGCCAUGACAAUCCUGCUUGAGGAAGCGAGAGCCAAGGACAGUGGAAGACCAGAAGAACCCUACGACUGCUCCAUGGAGAAGGGAUCUGAGAAGACUGCAGAGGCCCAGCCCAGCACCCCUUCAGCGACAUCCUUCUUUUCUGGGAAGAACCCCGUCACUACCUUGCUUGAGUGUGUGCACAAGCUGGGGAGUUCCUGUGAAUUCCGCCUCCUGUCCAGAGAAGGCCCUGCCCAUGACCCCAAGUUCCAGUACUGUGUCGCCAUGGGAGCCCAUACUUUCCCCACUGUGAGUGCCCCCAGCAAGAAGGUGGCCAAGCAGAUGGCCGCAGAGGAAGCCAUGAAGGCUCUGCAUGGAGAGGCAACCAGCUCGGCCACUUCUGAAACCCAGCCCGGGGGCACGAACACAGAGUCGUUUGAUAACCUGGAGUCCGGGAUGCCCAACAAGGUCAGGAGGAUUGGUGAGCUGGUCAGAUACCUGAACACCAACCCCGUGGGUGGCCUGUUAGAGUACGCCCGCUCCCACGGCUUUGCAGCUGAGUUCAAGUUGGUCGACCAGUCCGGCCCUCCACAUGAGCCCAAGUUCGUUUACCAGGCAAAAGUUGGGGGUCGCUGGUUCCCAGCCGUCUGCGCACACAGCAAGAAGCAAGGCAAGCAGGAAGCAGCAGAUGCGGCCCUCCGCGUCUUGAUUGGGGAGAACGAGAAGGCAGAGCGCAUGGGUUUCACAGAGGUAACCCCAGUGACAGGGGCCAGUCUCAGAAGAACUAUGCUCCUCCUCUCCAGGUCCCCAGAAGCACAGCCAAAGACACUCCCCCUCACCGGCAGCACCUUCCACGACCAGAUAGCCAUGCUGAGCCACCGCUGCUUCAACGCCCUCACUAAUAGCUUCCAGCCUUCCCUGCUGGGCCGCAAGAUCCUGGCCGCCGUCAUCAUGAAGAAGGCCUCUGAUGACCUGGGGGUGGUGGUCAGCCUGGGGACAGGGAACCGCUGUGUGAAGGGGGACUCUCUCAGCCUGAAGGGGGAGACUGUCAACGACUGCCAUGCAGAGAUCAUCUCCCGGAGGGGCUUCAUCAGGUUUCUCUACAGUGAGCUGAUGAAGUACAACCCCCAGACCGCAAAGGAGAGCAUCUUUGAGCCUGCCAAGGGAGGAGAAAAGCUCCAAAUAAAAAAGAGCGUCUCGUUCCAUCUGUACAUCAGCACGGCCCCAUGCGGGGAUGGCGCCCUCUUUGACAAGUCCUGCAGUGACCGUGCUGUGGAGAGCACAGAUUCCCGCCAUUACCCUGUCUUUGAGAACCCCAAACAAGGCAAGCUUCGUACCAAGGUGGAGAACGGGGAAGGCACGAUUCCCGUGGAGUCCAGUGACAUUGUGCCCACGUGGGACGGCAUCCGGCUUGGGGAGAGGCUCCGCACCAUGUCAUGCAGUGACAAGAUCCUUCGCUGGAACGUGCUGGGCCUUCAGGGGGCGCUGCUAACCCACUUCCUGCAGCCCGUGUAUCUCAAGUCAGUCACUCUGGGCUACCUGUUCAGCCAAGGACAUCUGACUCGUGCCAUCUGCUGCCGUGUGACGAGGGACGGUAGUGCCUUUGAGGACGGGUUGCGGCCCCCCUUCAUUGUCAACCACCCCAAGGUGGGCCGAGUGAGUGUGUACGACUCCAAGAGGCAGUCCGGGAAGACAAAGGAGACGAGCGUGAACUGGUGCCUGGCUGACGGCUACGACCUCGAGAUCCUGGAUGGGACCCGAGGCACCGUGGACGGGCCACGGAAUGAACUGUCACGUGUCUCCAAGAAGAACAUUUUCCUCCUGUUCAAGAAGCUGUGCUCGUUCCGGUACCGCAGGGAUCUUCUCAGACUCUCGUAUGGCGAGGCCAAGAAAGCCGCCCGAGACUAUGAGCUCGCCAAGAACUACUUCAAGAAGAGCCUCAAGGACAUGGGUUACGGGAACUGGAUCAGCAAGCCCCAGGAGGAGAAGAACUUUUACCUCUGCCCCGUGUGAGGGGGGCCGGGGCCGGGGGGCCACACAGCUGGGCCAUAGCUUCCUCAUCUCUUCAGUCUCGGGGAAGGGAGGGGAUCCUUGUCUUUUCCUUUUUUCUUUUUUUUUUUUUUUUAAUUUUUUGGUGGGAGCAGAUUGAUGACCCUGAGAACCACCAGCCCCCUGCCCUUUCUGUGGCAAGGGAGGCCCGUCUUCUCCUGCUGCACAAGCACGAGGGCCUAUGGCCCACCUCCCGCUCAGCCCCACUUCGGUGUCCACGUCCUCUGCCGUGUGUUUGCUGCACCAACUCUCACCCUCCAGGUCAGGCCCCCAUCCGCCAUCUGUGCUGAGUUCUGCAGGGCCAGAGGUUUCACUGGUGAUUCUGCAGGCCCCUCCGUCUCCCCUCUGCCCUUUUGCAAUUCCCUCAUGAUCACUAAGCUUCUCCUUUUCCUCCAAGAUCAUAAGAGGUGAACUUACAGAAUUCGGUGAAAUACACAAGGACAUGGUUGUAAAACUGCGGUUCAUUAAUUCCCAGGGCGGGCACGUCCCGAGUCUGCAGGUGAUGUCCAGUGACCUUAGGGUCUUGCACUUUAGCCAGCAGGGAGGGCUGGGCUGCCGAGAGGGCCAGCAAGGCCUAGGGGUGGCCCCUGCCGUAGCAAACGCCCCAUGGGGUGACACCGUCCGCCCCAGGGAGCACAGACAUGCCUCACGACACCGCCAGCUCAGCUGUCCUCCAGAAGCAUUCCUAUGGAUUUGUCAGGCCAGCAGGGCACAGAUCCCAGUGCACAGCAAGGGUUCUUGCAGGGCAAGUCCUUGGCUCAGAUAAUCAGGACUUAGAAUCAGGGCAGAUCAAUCAUGUUGGGUCAGAUCACUGUACCACCCAGUACCCUCAUGACUGCACCUGAGAAAGUUGACCAAGUCAUGGGUAAAUUAGGAGUUUUUAAAAAUGUCAUAAAUGUUGAUUCUUAACUGCUACAGAUAAUCUGUAAUUGCACAGAAUUUAAAGUCAGACCUAAUUUUCCAUUUAUCAAGUGCUCCUGUUUGCCAGCUUGCUUCAGAAGGGCCAGCCAUGGCCUGAGGUCUCCUGGCCUAUCAGGGAAUCUUUGUAGGAUGGAUGCUCAACAGCAGUUAAAACCCUGUGAGCCGGGACCCCCACCUCCCCCUCCCCGUCCAUACCUCAGGCUUGUGGUGACUCCCAGGGUCAGAGCCUACAGUGUCUCUGGAGGCUGGCUCGAUCCUGCAUCAGCCACACCCCACCUCCAGGGGUGCCCCCUUCACUGCCUGACAGCACCCGGGCCUGUGCCCUCACAUGAUUUUCCCUCCGCCCCUACACCCCACAGACUACUGACAAGGCCACCCUGUCUGGCCCUCCUCUUCAGUGGUAGAUACACCCACACUUUUGUUCUUGUGGCUACUAUUUCCUCUGUGCUUUUGACCAAAAAUUGACCAAAAUUAAAAGAAAAAAGAAACAUUCAAGUUUUUUUAAAGUAUACUAAAGAUCUCUGUGGAACAGCCAGGUGUCUCAAGGAACUGGUAGGGAAACGGUGCCUACUUAUGGGGCGGAGGGGCCUGGCCCCAUCCUGCGCACCUGCUGGGGGCACAUGAGGCCUGUCUUGCCCAACGUGGCUCGUCCCCCAGGCUCUUCAGACUGGAGGGUCUGGCCUACUGACCCCACAGAACGUCCAGACCCUCUGCUCCAUCUUGGGUGUUAGAAUUUCCAUCAGAGCCCCACUCAGCCCAAGGUCAGAUGAGACGCAUCUGGUUUCUGCCGUAGGAAGGGGGCACAGCAUCCUGUGCUCAUGUGUGUGCUGGAGACGAGCCCACGUGCGGCCUGUGUCCCCGCGCCCCUCGGGGCACAGCUCCUGUCCACAGUGCUCACCUUUUUGUCAAAUCUUUGUUUUUAGUAACCAGGACGCCCUUCUUCCUUUUUUAAAAUGAUCUUUGUAGUUGAUUUGUCUGAACUGUGGCUAUUGUGCAUUCUCUGAAUAAUCACUUGUGAAAAUUGUCGCUGCUUGAAGCUAUUUCCUUUACUCUCGUUGAGCGACUGUUGGUUUGGGUCCUGGUGUGACUCCAAGAGCAGAUUGGAAAGAGCCCAAGCACAGACUUGGUGCUACCGGGGCUGCAGUCAGGUUUACGAUUCCACUUUGAUGUGUCCCCUGAUAACCGUGACUAACAAUAUACAUUCCUCAUAAAUAAAGAAAAAUCUGAAUUGUUA
This is a messenger RNA of Nyctereutes procyonoides (raccoon dog), 6079 nucleotides long. It is a transcript of the gene ADAR, whose product is annotated as adenosine deaminase RNA specific. The record is from RefSeq and is a predicted model, not a curated record. Gene Ontology annotation, biological process: adenosine to inosine editing; RNA processing. The transcript has 16 exons. Bases 358 to 3888 code for a protein of 1176 amino acids. Gene Ontology annotation, cellular component: nucleolus; cytoplasm. Gene Ontology annotation, molecular function: tRNA-specific adenosine deaminase activity; double-stranded RNA binding; double-stranded RNA adenosine deaminase activity. Lineage: Eukaryota; Metazoa; Chordata; Mammalia; Carnivora; Canidae.